AUGACGCCCACCACACUAAUCAAACUGCCUUUGCAGUUCGUGGUGCGAAUCGUCCAAUCCGGCAUCAACAGGCGAACUAUUUUUGGACUGUUUUUCAAUUUCUGGCUAAAUUUUUCACUGGUGUUUAUAUGGCUGCUUAUGUUCAAAAACGCGGGGAUUGUACCGGACUCAUGGAGACCGCGUAUCCAUGUUCGUUUUGCGCAGAAUCUUGACCGUUUCAUGUUUGACGUUCACCAAGUAUCGUCUUGGGUUUCGCUCGGUCUACUUGUGUCUACUGCGUUUUUGUUAUGGACAUACUUUUAUUACUUUGACGAAACGAAAUAUGUCAGAAACACUCUCAGCUCGUCAAAUUCACCCAUUUAUGACGACUACGACGAUGACGAGGUCCAGAUAGAGAUGUCUGCCAACAAACAGUCCUUGCAGGUUCAGAAACAAACGGUCUACUUUCCGGUGGGCUGCUUUAGAGCCACUCCUGUGGUUCUUGUGGCUGCCUCGUGGUUCCUGCUUAACAUCGAGCACUCGUUCAUAAAUAAUUUUGCGACCUACAAGGACCUGAUCGCGUGGUUUUCCUACGUUUUGCUCCACUUUCUUUCCCCACUCUUCACAGCGAUCUGGCUGUACGUUUUCCAAACACCUGGGGCCCUGAAAUACUUUGGUUUGUGCCUUGGAUUUCAGAACAUCUGUGGAGUCUGUACCCAUAUGUUAUUCCCCAACGCUCCCCCAUGGUUCAUUCAUUUACAUGGCGAGGAUGCUGCUGCUGAUUACUCCAUGCAGGGUUAUGCUGCUGGACUUACACGCGUGGAUGUUGCGCUUGGAACCCAUCUCAACUCGAACGGAUUCCACAAGUCCCCGAUCGUCUUUGGUGCUCUGCCAUCGCUCCACAGCGCCAUGGCUGUUCAGGCGUGUUUAUUUAUUACCUACUACUCACGUUGGCUUACUCCAAAGUUUGCGAUGCUGGCAUUUGUGAAUCUGCAAUGGUGGGCCACCAUGUACUUGGAUCAUCAUUGGCGCCUGGACCUCGUGAUUGGUCUUUUGUACGCCGUCACGGUGUUCACCGUGGUUCAGCCAAAGCUUAAGCGCAAGGAGCGCGAGUUUGUCGUUGCCAGAUCCCGGGGAAAUUUUGGUUCUGGGUCCACUAUGGGAAUGCGCGUAUUUAGAAACACGUUUGCCCAGGACUUCUUCGAUCCUUACUCGUGA
Kuraishia capsulata CBS 1993 is the source of this 1197-nucleotide messenger RNA. RefSeq lists its product as uncharacterized. Gene Ontology annotation, cellular component: inositol phosphoceramide synthase complex. Bases 1 to 1197 code for a protein of 398 amino acids. Gene Ontology annotation, biological process: sphingolipid biosynthetic process; inositol phosphoceramide metabolic process. NCBI's taxonomy places the organism in Eukaryota, Fungi, Ascomycota, Pichiomycetes, Pichiales, Pichiaceae. Gene Ontology annotation, molecular function: inositol phosphoceramide synthase activity. The record is from RefSeq and is a predicted model, not a curated record. The transcript has a single exon.